UUGGAAAUGGCCUCAGCUUCUUCUCAGUCAUCUGAUCCAAGUUUGGAUGUUGAGUGGCAGGAGUGGAAGAUGAAACAUAAAAAAACCUACAGCCAGAAUGAAGAAAGAGUGAGGAGAGCAGUGCGGGAGAAGAAUUUCAAAAUGAUUGAUUUGCACAGUUGGGAAUACCUUGAGGGGAAGCAUGACUUCACCAUGGCAAUGAAUGUGUUUGGUGAUUUGUCUAAUACAGAAUUUGAGAAAAUGAUGACUGGGUUUCGAAGGCAGAGGAUCAAGAAGAUGCAUAUAUUUCAAGAUUAUCUGUUUCAUUAUGUCCCCAAAUAUGUGGAUUGGAAAAAGCAAGGCUAUAUGACUCUUGUGAAGAAUCAGGGUCAUUGUACCUCUAUUUGGGCUUUUAGUGCAGCUGGGUCCCUAGAAGGACAAAUAUUCAGGAAAACAGGGAGACUGGUCCCUUUGAGUGAGCAGAACCUACUGGACUGCAUGGGUUUCAGUGUUACCCAUGGCUGCAGUGGUGGCUUCAUGCAGAAUGCCUUCCAGUAUGUGAAGGACAAUGGCAGUCUGGCAGCUGAAGAAUCCUAUGCAUACAGAAGAAAAGUCAAAGAACAAGGUGUGUCCACCUGUGGAAUUGACCUCCACAUAUCCAUAAAAGGCAUUAGGAAGAAGCUUGAUGGAGCAAACAGAGGUUGGUGUCUAUUUGCUGAGGCCUUGCCCAUGCCAGUGCUGAGGCUUUCAGGCGUAGAAAAGAUUGUGACUCAUGUUUACAUUUUUCUCCUUCUUGCUUUGGAGGAAAAUAGCAUUGAAACUCAGGCAUAUCACACCCCAGCUUCCCACAUGGACAAAGUGGGUGCAUCCUGGAACCUGCACAUGCCAAGCGAGUUGGCCUGUCUCAUGUGCAUGACAAGAAGUCUGGAGCCCAAGUCCAUUCCAUUAUUAUCUGCAGGAAGCUCUGCCCACCACGUGGUAGCCGGUAACUCCCAGGAAACCAAGAGGCAUUCCCUCACCCAGCUAAACACCAGCAUAGAUUCCUGUGUCUAG
Messenger RNA from Meriones unguiculatus (Mongolian gerbil), 1032 nucleotides. Its product is annotated as testin-2-like. The transcript is spliced from 6 exons. NCBI's taxonomy places the organism in Eukaryota, Metazoa, Chordata, Mammalia, Rodentia, Muridae. Gene Ontology annotation, cellular component: lysosome. Gene Ontology annotation, molecular function: cysteine-type endopeptidase activity. Gene Ontology annotation, biological process: immune response. The annotation marks the transcript as partial. The record is from RefSeq and is a predicted model, not a curated record.